Messenger RNA from Ilex paraguariensis (yerba mate), 2200 nucleotides. Lineage: Eukaryota; Viridiplantae; Streptophyta; Magnoliopsida; Aquifoliales; Aquifoliaceae. The record is from the annotation of a GenBank genome assembly.
AUCUUUGGCAGCCUUUUGCAGCUUUCUACUCAUUCCGACUACGUACGCCUAGAGUAAAAUUGAAAGCUAUUGCGUUUAUCAUUUCCGUCAGAGCUGAGAUCGCCGGCGGUUGCCGAUAAUGGCGUCCAAGUUUUUGGUUUUACGGCCGAGCCGUUCUCUGCCGUUACCGGUACAACGAUCAUGCUUCUCAACAAUUGUCUCUGUACUACCUCAAUCUCAACAUUCAUCAUUGUUCCUUGGCAAAGACAAAAACGCCUUGACCUCACCUCCCAUUUUCCAUAAAAAACCUAGGUUAAUUGGACCUGUUACAGCCAGAUCACAAUUGAAUUUUCCUCUGAUUUCUCCACAAGAUCAAUGGGGCACCUGGACUGCUCUCUUCGCCUCCGGCGCUUUUGGCAUUUGCAAGUAAUUUGGGGAUUAUAUCUUGUGAAGCACCGGCAUAUUCAAUUGUGUUUGGAUUUCUGCUCCCACUGGCUGUGCCAUUGCUGUUGUUUAGAGCAGACUUGCGCAGAGUAAUAGAAUCGACUGGCACACUGCUAUUGGCUUUCUUGCUUGGAUCAGGAUAGGAACCAACAUUUGUGAAAAGCUUGGUGGAGGUGGUCAUGCACGCGAGUUAUAAGGAUAUGCAAGAGCCAGGAAAAUCUCAAAAUUUGGCAAUCUCAACUUUUUUACUUUACAUGUUAUUUACCUGUUUUCUAUGUAAUUACAGCAUGGUAAUGUCAACAUGUAGUAGUUAAGACCUGAUAGAAUAUGAAAACUUGAGGUGGAGGAGGUCAAUGGCCACAUCACAUUAUGGGACCCAUAUAAACAGAAAAUAAGAAGUAUUGUGAUUUUCAAUCACAUAUUCAGUCCAAAGUAAAAUCUCCGGAUUUGUAUAUUCAUAUUUUCAUCUUUCUUGUGCAUCCUCCGCAAAUAGGGUAAAGUUGUGGAUUUCUUCUAUUUGUAGUAUGCUAGCUGAUCAAAGACUUUAGGCUGAUAGUUUCCAACAUAAAUGUUCAUAAUGGUUCUUAAUGGCAAAGCAGAGAUUAUUGGAGUUGACUUGUUUUCAAGUCUUGUAAGUUCUAAAGUUCUUAACGUGAGUGUGCUUUAUUUUUGUAUGACAGUUGCAACAACGAUUGGAACUGUUGUGGCUUUUCUGAUGGUGCCCAUGCGAUCACUCGGUCAAGAUAGUUGGAAGAUAGCCGCUGCACUAAUGGGUAGACAUAUUGGUGGAGCUGUCAAUUAUGUUGCCAUUUCUGAAGCUCUCGGCGUCUCUUCUUCAGUCUUAGCUGCUGGACUAGCUGCAGAUAAUGUUAUUUGUGCAGUAUAUUUCACAUCAUUGUUUGCACUAGCUUCUAAGAUACCACCUGAGGCCUCAACAGCGACCACUGAUGUCGGACUGGAUAUGCAAUCAGAAUCAGGAAACAAGAUUCCUGUGCUGCAGACUGCCACAGCCCUUGCUGUAUCCUUUGCCAUCUGCAAGAUUGGCAAUUUCGUCACGAAGUAUUUUGGGAUUCAAGGAGGUAGCCUUCCAGCCAUUACAGCAAUUGUCGUUAUUUUAGCGACUACGCUUCCGAAACAGUUUGCUUAUCUUGCACCUUCUGGUGAAGCUAUGGCAUUGAUACUGAUGCAGGUAUUUUUCGCUGUGGUGGGUGCAAGUGGGAGCGUACGGAAUGUCAUCAAUACCGCACCCAGUAUUUUCUUAUUCGCUCUUGUCCAGAUUGCAGUCCAUCUUGCUGUGAUCCUUGGCUUGGGCAAGCUGUUUCGCUUCGACCUCAAGUUGUUGCUUUUGGCAUCAAACGCCAACGUUGGAGGCCCAACAACAGCUGGUGGAAUGGCCACUGCAAAAGGAUGGAGAUCUAUGAUUGUCCCUGCCAUUCUUGCUGGCAUAUUUGGUAUUUCGAUUGCAACCUUUCUCGGUAUUGCUUUUGGGGCGAAAGUUCUUAAAUACAUGUAAAAUAAGUUUCGGAAACCCCAGCUAUCAUGUUCACACUCCAUGCUGAAUUCUGUAGGAUUUGAGGAACACGUCGUUGUUACAAGUUAUUAGAGAAAAACCAAAGAUAUAUUAUUGUUCUCUUGUUCAGUUAAUAAUGCCAUCAUCCUCUUAUUGAGGGUGAGGGCGAACUUUGACGAAACAAUAAAAUUGUUAUAUUAUGUUCUAAGAGUGAUAGGUUUGAGUGAUUGAAGAUAAAUGUUAUAGAGACUUAAUUUGGUUAGUUAA